Molecule: messenger RNA, 2050 nt
Organism: Pelobates fuscus (common spadefoot toad)
Lineage: Eukaryota; Metazoa; Chordata; Amphibia; Anura; Pelobatidae
Gene: S1PR5
Product: sphingosine-1-phosphate receptor 5
Exons: 1
Coding region: 236-1390 (384 amino acids)
Biological process (GO): adenylate cyclase-activating G protein-coupled receptor signaling pathway; regulation of metabolic process
Cellular component (GO): plasma membrane; cytoplasm
Molecular function (GO): sphingosine-1-phosphate receptor activity
Source: RefSeq, a predicted model, not a curated record
GCUGGUUGUCGUGGACAUAUGAAAAAACACUGCCACUUAGUGGCCACACUCUUGGAAUGCACCCCAAUCUAUGGUUUUGCUGGUACUCCUUAAAGAGUUAGCGUUGCCUCUAUACUGGAUAUAAAGAACGUAUUUUCUGCAAUUGUAUUAUUCUAUUUCAAAAUGAUCCUCUGCUGCAGUUAAGUUACGGACUGGAAUUUUUGAAGUAAAAAACGAACUAUAGAGGAGAGACAUCAUGGAUUUUGUGACGCAUCAGCAUCGAUUGAGUCGAUUAUACAGAGAGUACCAAAACAAUGACAUUAUUUCCCUACAUUAUAAUUAUACAGGAAAACUCAGCACAAGCAGGUACAAAGGAGGAUUAAAAGCAGAGGCCGUGGUCUUUUUGGUGGUCUGCAUCUUAAUUGUUCUGGAGAACCUAAUUGUCCUCUUAGCGAUCUGGCGCAACAAAAAAUUUCACUCACCUAUGUUCUACCUCCUUGGAAAUCUCACCUUGUCAGACCUUUUGGCUGGAGUGGCUUAUAUGGUGAACAUUGUGAUGUCCGGUGCCAACACCUUGCGUCUUACUCCGGCCAUGUGGUUUGUCAGAGAAGGAGGAGUCUUUGUCACAUUGACUGCAUCAAUUUUCAGUCUCCUCGCCAUAGCCAUUGAACGGCACAUCACCAUGGUUCGUAUGAAACUUUAUAGUGGAGAUAAGAAGGGUCGAAUGGGCUUGCUCAUUGGAGCAAGUUGGCUGGUCUCCAUACUUUUGGGGGUUUUGCCCAUAGUGGGAUGGAACUGCAUCAAUAACCUCCCUUCAUGCUCUACCAUCCUACCUUUAUACUCCAAAGAAUAUAUCCUGUUUUGCAUCAGCAUAUUUAUAGCUAUCCUUAUAUCCAUUGUGGUCCUAUAUAUACGCAUAUACAGGAUAGUAAAGCACAACAGUCAACGACUUGGAACACUUCGAAAGGGGGCAUUGAGGAAAUCCCAAAAGUAUAUGGCACUUCUUAAAACGGUAACCAUUGUUGUGGGCACAUUCAUUGCUUGCUGGCUUCCACUCUUCAUUCUGCUCCUCUUCGAUGUCUCAUGUGAGGUCAAUGCCUGCCCUAUUCUUCUGAAAGCUGACUAUUUCCUUGGCCUGGCAAUGAUAAAUUCUUUCCUGAACCCUAUCAUCUACACUUUGACCAGCAGAGACAUUAGGAGGGCCAUUCUCAAGCUGGUCUGCUUUUUCUGUUUGGCUUCUGAGGAUGGCGAGACCAGGUGGAGAUUUGGUAUCUUUCCCAUCCUUGAAGGAAGCACUAGUCGGUCUGAGAAGUCAUCUCAUAAACAGGAAGGGCUGGAGACCACUGUAUCUUCAGGAAAUGGAACCCCCACCCCAGUAAAGCCUCUUGUAUCCAAACCUGUGGAGUAUUAAUUUUAUUCCUUCUGGUGCCCUCAAUAAACUUUGUCAUGAAAAUAUCAUAAACAAUCCAUUGUUCUAUUUUGUUCCUAAAUUAGGACGAUAAACGGCAGUGAUACAUUGCUUGUUCUGCCAUUCUUUUGAUAAAUUUUCCCGGCAGAAGAGGAUUUUACACUGUGCCAAAGUUACAGCGAAAGCACUUCCAAGCAUGGGACUUGGGUGUUUCAUCCAUAUUGAAAAUACAUUGGUUCUAAGAACAAAUGAGUUUUGCAGAAAAAAAUAAAACUAUUAUAAAAACUAAAUGUGAAAAAUUUAAUAUGGUAAAUAUGUAAACAGAGGCUAGCAAUAUUGUGGAUCUCGGCUUCUGAUAAAGUGCAAUACUCACGACCCCCUGUGAUGAUAUUGUACAGUUCAUGGGAGUUGUAGGUUAUCAACAGCUAGAACACUGGUCAACCAAUCAAUUAUAUAUUAAAAUAAAAUAUGCCUUAAAGGUGCUCCAGAGGUGUUUAAUUCAGUUUCUUCAUCAGCAAGCCACACCACGUCUAUGAUGACAUCAUUACUAGGUAACAUUAAUGAAUGACUAGGUUUUCAGUAGAAUAUGACUACAGAUAAUCUAUUGUCUUAUUGCCAAAUGUUUUGCAUGCAGAUGAAAGUACAGUACUUAGCGCUCAUGCG